AGGGUAUAGAAUGCUGAAUAGAGCUGCUGGAAUGGACUAGAAAUGCCGGGAGAGAUGACUUGUGGUCGUAAAAGGCCUUCUUGCCCUAACCCCCUUUUUCUGAAGUGGUUGGGACAGCGCAGCCGAAAAAGGUCUAAAGACUCAAUUUGUUUACCAGAAGAAGAAUUGUACUCAGAGAUCAGCCUUUGAAUGUUCAAGAGAGUGACUCUGAAUACUUUAUUACUUCAACUUCAAUCUUCUCUAUCUACAUUUUCAUUGUUCUUCAUGCAUGGCAGAAGGAGACCCCAAGGAAAACCUAAUUGCACGGGACAUAACAGGGAAUCCCAGAGUUGCCAACCUUCUGCUUCACCUGAAGUGUGUAUCAACUGGACCUGAAUUGACCUGAAUUCAAGACUUUUUUUAAGGUCUUGAUGAUUGAGGAGAUCUGGUAAGAAAUUGUUUACUACAUGAAGAUCUGUAUAGUGGAUGGAACUGAAUUUAAUCACCAAUUUAAUUGUUAUUCAAGAAUUAUCUGGAGUUUCAAAGUGAAACAUUGAGUCGAAAUCAGAAAUCAUAGCACCUACUGUUGAAAUGAACAAAACGAUGAACUUUACAUUUCCAGGAAUAUACAAUUUGCUCAACAUGGAGAGAAUAUAAAAAGGAGAAUUUCUCAGAACUGAUUUGAGAAGAAAGGGUGAUUAAAAGAAACAAAAGAUGAAUCUGAUAAUUUCUUGAUGGUAGGAGGAAUCCAGAUCAGCUUCUCUAGCACUUUAUUUAUUCUUUUGGCUACCCAGAAAGCAUAAGUUAUGACGUAGAGACCCCAGCAGAUCAAAAUAUCUCUCCUAUUUUACUUGGGUUAAGCUACAGAUAGAAGGGUGCAAGAAGGAUCUCUCCAAGAAGCCAAGAGCUCUCCUUGGUGGUUAAAAACAAAAUAUUACACCCAAUACCACUGACUACACGUUGGACAUAGUUUCCUUUUAAACAAAUUCAUGAUGAACGAGGAAUGUAGCCUUCUUGGCAGGGACCUCUCAAAGGUUACAGAUGAGGAGAUGCUUUCACAUAGUAAGGAAGAAUUAGUGAGGAAGCUCAGGGAAGAAGAGGCAGAGAAAAUGUCUGCCCUAAUCCAAAGAGGGCGUCUAAUCAAAGAGGUUAACCGUCAGCUACAAGGUCACUUAACAGAAAUUCGUGAGCUGAAGCAAGUCAACCACCGUCUGCAGGAGGAGAACAGGGAGCUGAAAGACCUCUGCUGCUUCUUAGAUGAUGACAGAUUGAAGAGUAAGAAGUUGGCUAGUGAGUGGCAGCUCUUUGGCUACCAUACAGCAAAAGUACUGAGAGAGGACCUUGGUGGAUACCUGAAGAAACUUUCAGAACUGGAGAGGCGCCAAGAGGAACUCAUGCGAGAAAACUCCUGCCUUUCCGAGGUUUUCCUAGCCCUGGAGGAAGAUAGUGGGCCUAUAAGGCAUCACGUCAGUCCUGUGGCUUCAUCAGAAUUGAGUCUUUUACAUUGCGGGCCUAGAGACUUGGGAGAUGGGAGUUCAAGCACAGGUAGUGUGGGAAGCCCAGACCAGCUCCACGUUGUUUGUUCUCCAGAUGAUUAAGGAGAGGGGCGUGUGAACCUUUUACAGCUGUGAAUGUAUAUAGCCCAAAAACAAGACUAUUGACUUUUAAACUAGGACUUAAUGAUCAUCUCAGCAUAUAAGAGGAGUAUUAAUUUGGUUAAGAGUUUGAUAUCUGUGCCCAUGUAUUAGUCAAGUUUUUCUCCACCUGCACCCGACUUCCCCAUUCCAUUUAUAGACCCACGCCGACCUGCCCCGCUGAUGAUGUCACAAAAGGGGCGGGGCAGGCGUGAGUCUAUAAAACAGGAGGCCUGAAGUCUAAAUCUAAGAACCCACCCAGGACCUGCAAGAGGAGCAGCGAGGUCGGCCCCAACCCACCCGACCCGGCACAUCACUAAUACACAGAUAAGAGAUCAUGUGUCCCCCUCAAAGACUUCUGUGGCACAUGACAUGCUUUAAUACAUUCAGACCCCCUUUUCAAUCAAAUUUCCUAACCAACUGCCAACUGUCUAUAGCACACUGUAGUGUGUGUCUGUGUUGUGAGACAACACUGAAGUUUUCAUUUACUACUGACGUUCUCUGUGGUUUUCCAGCAUUUUCAUUCGCUGGAAUGGAAGCGAUUGUUGGCAGUUUGGGAAGCUUUGAUUUCCUCCCAGAAAGAACACCAGUGAUCAUAGCAUCUUUUUUUUACUAAAAUCUCUUUUUCUUGGCAGAAUGUAUAAUCGGUGUUGUAGAGAUCAGUGUAUUAUGAUUGCAUGUUACAGUAUGACAACCACCAUUCUGGGGCCUCCCUUAAAGGAGAAGGAAAGCUACGGAGGUAUUUUAUUGCCAAUAGAUUAGCUGCAAUAGUGCAAGCUAGAAUGCUUUAUUUAUUCUG
Xenopus laevis (African clawed frog) is the source of this 2412-nucleotide messenger RNA. RefSeq names its product coiled-coil domain containing 85B S homeolog (gene ccdc85b.S). The transcript is spliced from 2 exons. Gene Ontology annotation, biological process: negative regulation of DNA-templated transcription. The coding region runs from base 969 to 1577 and encodes 202 amino acids. NCBI's taxonomy places the organism in Eukaryota, Metazoa, Chordata, Amphibia, Anura, Pipidae. Gene Ontology annotation, cellular component: nucleus; adherens junction. The record is from RefSeq and is a predicted model, not a curated record.